GUUCAUUAAAGCCUACUAAACACCCGAUAGUUAUUUCAUUAGUUUUAUUUAGUUCUCGCUUAGCCGCGGUCAAGGAAGGUCGCGUUGUCACACCGCAACCGUCACGGACCAGACACAUGACAUCCUCGCGUGACCUAUGCUAACAUAUCGGCCUUUACGAAAACAAUAGCGUGAUAAAAACAAACACCUCGGUGCUCUGAUUCGCGUUAAUGAUCGUCUGUACAGUAAAGUAACGGCUAAGAACCUGGUAAACGUGGACAUAGCAGUCACAUAAAUGCCUGGUGAAUUUAAACAUUGGUUUAAUAUACCUAAGAACCUGGUGAAUGUGACCAUAACAGCAAAGACCAAAGUGACAGUGGAAAUCGUAUAAACAUAGGAACUCAGUCUAGCAAUUGAAGUAACUGAAGAACCCUGGUGAAAGUGAACAUUAUAAUAAAAUAAAAACCUGGUGGCUAUGUGUAUUGACUAUAGUCACAAAUAUAACCAAGAAUUUUAUAAAACUUAACUAACUAAAAGAUUAUCACACAGACAUACUUGGAUCGGACCUAGUAUUAUUGGUUUUUGAAUAAGUAUAAACGGUAUUAAUGUUCAUAAUUGGAAUGUAUUCAAUUACUUAAAAUCGUAUCUAUUUAUUAUCAUUUGUCGAAUGUUGAGUGUUGCGUUCAGUGGUUGAUAACGGUUGGAUGUGGUGACACUCUUAACUUUUCGUGAUUGGAAGAUGCCAGCUCUUGGCUGUGAGAUGGCGGCUUCACAAGACUUCUGCGGGCCGCGGUACUGCCCAGGAAUUGACUAUGUACUACCAGGAUCUUAUAUGUGGGAGAAGCAUCAGAAUAACCCAUUUUCAAUCCACGCGCAUAAAACUCCUCCGGAAAAUGAGCAAUCCAUCAACCCGUUGCCAAAAUAUAGCACAGAUAGUGAUAUGCAACUAGAGACCAGUAGCAGUGAGGCGAGUGCAACAAGUUCUAUAACGCUGUCGCAGCACUGCGCCAUAUGUGGAGACCGAGCCACAGGCAAGCACUACGGGGCGUCAUCGUGCGACGGGUGUAAAGGCUUCUUUAGACGCAGCGUUAGAAAGAAUCAUCUGUACACUUGCAGAUUCAGUAGAAAUUGCGUGGUAGACAAAGACAAAAGAAAUCAAUGCAGAUACUGUAGGCUAAGGAAAUGUUUCAAAGCUGGCAUGAAAAAAGAAGCCGUACAAAAUGAACGAGACCGCAUCAACUGCAGGCGGCCGUCGUACGAGGAGCCCACACAGGCCAACGGGCUGUCGGUAGUUUCGCUACUAAAUGCCGAGCUUCUCAGCAGAAAGGUCAUAGAUGAAACAAACAACGUGACGGACGCAGAGAUCAACAACCGCAAGCUGGCCAAGAUCAACGACGUGUGCGACUCCAUCAAGCAGCAGCUACUCAUCCUCGUGGAGUGGGCCAAGUAUAUCCCCGCCUUCACAGAACUGCAUCUCGACGACCAGGUGGCGCUGUUACGCGCGCACGCGGGCGAGCACCUGCUGCUGGGCUGCGCGCGACGAUCCUUACACCUCUCCGACGUACUCCUUCUGGGCAACAACUGCAUCAUCGCCAAACACCACAUCGACGGCAGAAUGGACAUCGACAUCAGCAUGAUCGGCAUCCGCGUGAUGGACGAGAUCGUGAAGCCGCUGCGCGAGAUCGACAUCGACGACACGGAGUUCGCGUGCCUCAAGGCCAUCGUGUUUUUUGACCCCAACGCGAAAGGCCUCUCCCAACCACAGAAAAUCAAGCAACUCCGCUAUCAAAUCCAAAUCAACCUGGAGGACUACAUCAGCGACCGUCAGUACGACGGGCGCGGCCGCUUCGGCGAGUUGCUGCUCUGCCUGCCGCCGCUGCAGAGCAUCACGUGGCAGAUGAUCGAGCAGAUCCAGUUCGCGAAGCUGUUCGGAGUCGCGCACGUGGACAGCUUGUUGCAGGAGAUGCUGCUCGGGGGUGCGUCAACAGAGGCGUCGCUGGAGGAGGCGGGCGCGGAAGCGGGUGCUUCGCCGGGUGCCGCGUCGCCGCCGCUCGUGCCACAGCUGCCGCUGCCCGAGCCCGCGCUGUUCGAUGCCGCGCCCUUCAAGCAGGAGCCCAACGCGAGUCCUGAGCAUCCAUCCCGAGUCAUGAAGCCAGCGGAAAUGACACUUUUAUAGUUGUCUACAGAUCGCCAUAGGAAUAUAAAGUAUGAAAUGAUAGGGACACGAGGCAUUAUUGUUAUUAUUUAUACUUGAAAUAUUAUGUCUAAAAAGUUAUUUUAAAAGAAAUAAUGUGUAAAAAUAUCAGGCAGCUGCAUUGUAAUACAAAGGUACAGGAGGUAUUCGACCGAAAUUAAAUCUUUAUCUGUCGAUAUAAAUAAAUAAUAAAAAUAUUUUUAUACAAUUAAACUUACAAGUAGUUUUGAAUCGUUAAAUGCAUCUACUCAUAAGUUAGUAACGUUAUUAUUCGUUAAAGGGGCCAUAUAAUUUUUGACAAAUAUAACGUUGCACGGUAACAUUACGACAGACUACAGAUUGAUUAACAUUAUUUUCGUCUGUAAGUCAUGAAUUGAUUGAAAAAAUCAGGUGGUUACCAGAUAUGCAGUAUGCAUGUAAUUACGCAGUAAACAUGAUAACUAUGUGCUCUGUUAUAUCAACGUUAGUUAUACAAACUUAUUUAUGUAUAUUAUGGUUAUGUUAACUGACAUAACUGGUUUUGUAAAUGCAUUUUGCAUGUUUUUAAAUGAAAGUAUCAAAAUAAACUUACUUACAUAAUAAUAUUAUGUAUUUUUAACCAACCUCAAAGUAAUAAUUCAGCUGUAUAAUGUAUAUUUUUUUAUACACAUUUAAUAUACUUACAAAAGUGUUUUGUAUUAAAGCUUUUAUACAAACCAAAUUUGGAAACUAUAUUUUAGGAAUUAAGUUAUGGAUGUGAAAGUGAAAAAUUAUUUAUUGUCAGUCGGCUGUGUGAAUAAAUCAUAUUUUUGACGAGUUAUGGUAUAAACAAUAUACAUAUUGUAGAAUUGAAAUAAGAGUACGAGAGAUCCAUGUUUCUUGGCAACCUAUCAGCUUAGUUAUAAAUAUCCUCGAAAUAGUCAUAGUUUGUUGUAAAAAAAAAGAAAUACCAGUUACAAAUAUUUUUAUAUACUUUUUUGGAAACUGAAUAAUUCUACCUACUAGUAAAUUAAAGUUUGCACAAAGAACAACAACAACAACGCAACUUUGUCGCAACAAUGCAACUUUGUUGCAACAAAAGCGCAAUUUGCGCAACAAAUAGAAAGGCUCGUUCAGGGAGAGGGCUAGUCGCGUCGUGCGUUUUCUCUGUUCUGUCUAAACCUUACUUGAGAGGCAGCGCGUUAAUCAGCGAGCAGGGCCCGCGAAAUUGUACAAACCAAAUAAAAACAAACAUAAUAUGGCGAAAUGUGGUCCUGUUUAUGUAAUCGCGGGGUGUGGUGCGGUGCAUGAGAAACAAUAGUUUUAACAACAGUUUUGGCAGGUUUCUUCGGACAUUUCACAAUGCAUACUUACGUGUUUUGCAAUAUAGUUCGGUUUUAUUAACAUAUUACUGGAAGAUAUAUAUUUUUUUAAGUUACCAGUCCCUGAAACUAGCGACAACUAGCGUCCCCUACCCUGUUAUCGCUAGAUAUCAAACAAAACGCUUGUAAACACGAUUCUACAUGAACGCUCUCAUAAUACAGGCGGUUGAUUUAACCGCACGACACGGCGCUAGACGCGCCGCGCAACACCCCGCGUCUCCCUGAACGAGCCCUAAACGGUUCUCAAAAUUUUUAAUUUAUACUAUACAGAUUAUAAUUAGUUACCAUUAUUAAUAGAUAGAAUGUAGGUGAUGGUAAUGAAUUUGGUGUUUUCUUUUUUCUAAGAAUUGUUUGCAUGAUUUAUUACGAAUGUGGAGCGGGGCUUAUUUGACACUGGUGGCCUUUGAGUUAGUUAAGUUAGUUAUAAUAAUAUCAGUUGAACACACACACACGCACAACAGACGGAAACGUUUAAGUGCGGAAACCAGCCCAGAGAGAAGAAUCAGUUGAACACAAAAAUUGACAAAAAAAAAAAACUACUCUACGAGUUAAAAUGACUGUUUUGUUUCUACUCACUAUACAAUUUAUGUUAAAUCUGUUUGACUUCACAAGGCUUCAUUAGUAUUUACUCGUUUUUGACUGGUCACCUCAAUGCUGCCAAAUAUAAGUACCCCUGAACGUCUUGGAAGUGUGGAUAUAGAUAUAAGUAUCUCAUAUAUGCUACAAUAGGAAAUUAUAUUUAAAUCUACUUUUAUACCUACUAAUAUAACUGUAGUAGACUGAAUACAAAACGGCAUCGGCAGUGUUUAUUGUUAGCUUAUUUUUGUACCACUAUUAAUGCUCAAUGUAUUCUUAUUAACGGAUAGGGUGGUAUCAGAGUAUGGUGAAAGUUUAUUUUAUUAGGUAGUAAAAUGGGUUUGUCUGUAGACUUACAGCUACGUGUAAUAGGUGCCUUAUUUUCCUAGAGGUGUAUUGUUGAUGUACAUACCAUGUUAUGAAUUGUUUUUAGAAUAUAUUUGACAAAUAAAAAAAUCUGUUAUAA
Messenger RNA from Maniola jurtina (meadow brown), 4555 nucleotides. It is a transcript of the gene Hnf4, whose product is annotated as transcription factor HNF-4 homolog. Gene Ontology annotation, molecular function: nuclear receptor activity; zinc ion binding; nuclear steroid receptor activity. Gene Ontology annotation, biological process: regulation of transcription by RNA polymerase II; anatomical structure development; cell differentiation. Gene Ontology annotation, cellular component: nucleus. NCBI's taxonomy places the organism in Eukaryota, Metazoa, Arthropoda, Insecta, Lepidoptera, Nymphalidae. The transcript is spliced from 10 exons. Bases 719 to 2155 code for a protein of 478 amino acids. The record is from RefSeq and is a predicted model, not a curated record.